CGGACGUUUUUGUUUAUAACUUCUGUGGUGAAGAAAAUGUGCUGACGUAGUUCGGUCUGGUAGGUAGAAGUUGGUUUUGUGUUUCUGAUUGGACAGGGAGCAGCAGAGGAGGCCGGAGUGGGAUUGAGAUGUAUCAGGGAGGUGGGGACAGUUCAUGGAAGCCCAUGGCAGAGAGGAGGGAGAAAGAUGGUGCUGGGCCUUCUCGACCAGGUCCUCCUCGGCGAGUUGGCCUCUCACGACCAAGUAUCGUGCCUGUAGUGCCUGCUGGGACUCUGAAAGACACUCCGACCGGUAAAGGAUUUACCAUAUCCGGUGUGCCUGUGCGGUUUCCUUACGAGCCAUACGGGUCACAGCUGGCGUUUAUGCACAAAGUCUUGGCGACGCUGGAAGCGACCCGACGGGAGAAAAAUGUGAAUGCCAUCCUGGAAUCGCCGACUGGAUCAGGCAAAUCGUUGGCAUUGUUGUGUGCGGCCCUAGCCUGGCAGCGACACAUGAAGAAAAAUCCCCCUCCUCCUCAUCCUCCGCCUCCUUCUGCUACUGGUGCUACUGCUGCUGCUGGAGCUACUCCUCCUGCCCCUACCCUUACUUUUGCUGCUCCUUCUACUGGCCCUUCUCCUCUUUCUGGUCCUUUUGCUUAUGGCCCUGCGACCACUCUUUCUCCUCAUCAGUGUGGAAAAGAGCGAAGGAGAUCUGCAGAUGGUGGCUGCGCUGGCGGCAGUGGUGGUGGCAAUGGCAGCGGUAAAGGGAGUGGUAUCGAUCACUUUGGUGAAGCUGGUGGUUUCAUCCGCGAUGAAGAUGAUCGGUGGAAUACAGCAGGGUUCCACGAUGAUGCAGAUUUCCAAGAGAUGAAAAGACCCAACAACGGCAGGCAAAGGGGAAGACUAAGUGGACAGGAUGAAGGGAGGAGACUAAGUGGUCAGGAUGAAGGGAGGAGACUAAGUGGACAGGACGAUGCUGCAAUGUUGGCUGACACAAAGCCAAAGGUUCCGAAAAUUUACUAUGCCACGUGCCGAGAUGAAGAAGAGAGGAGGAAGGCUGCAGAAGAAGAAGCAGCAACAGAGGAGGAGGAAGAAGAAGAAGAGCCCCUCGAAAGAAGACGUGGAGAAGAGAGAGGGGAGACAAGUGGCACGAAAGGGGAAGAUGCAUGGAUGGAGAAGAAGAUUACAGAGUGGGUGGCUAACUUAUCGUUAGGGGAGGAUGAGGAGGCACAGUUGUAUGUGCCGCAGGAGGAGAGAGAAGCGUUUGUCAGGCAGUUGGAGACGAUAGAAGAACCCCUGGAACGCCAAACAACAGAAGAUGAAAAGAAGCUGGAGUGGAAGUUGAGAAUGAUGAGGGAGAAGAAGAGGAGGAGAGAGGAGGCCAAUAGGGUGGCGAAGGAAGUAGAGAAGGUUCAAGCCUGUAGAGAGGAAGUGCAGGCACAAGUUGAGGUCCCCGCCAAACCGGAUAAGAUUCUGGGGUACCUAGAGAUUCUGAGCAAGGCCUGGGUGGAAGAACAUCAGGCCGUUAAGGGUCAAGAUGUGACCCUGCACACCAUCCGAUAUGGGUUUAGGGAGUUUGCGCGCGACGUGGUGACCCACGUCGGGACUGAAGUCAAGAAACUAAAGGAAGGUGAAGAGAAGUUUUGUGCUGGCGCCAUUGAGGGCGCCAAAGUUGUGGUUGCGGCUGAAGCCAAAGCACGUCCCCACAAGGAGCCAGUAAAGCUCAAAUUUCCUGACCCGUAUGGCGGGAAGAAGGAGGAAAGUUUUGAUAACUGGGAGGCUAGUGUUAACAGUUACGUGUAUUUACAACACAUCUUGUCUGAGGAACAAGUCCUCGUAGCCUUCCAAGCCUUCAAGGAUGAAGCAGCCAAUUUUGUGAUUCGAGAAUUUCGGAAGACUGAAUAUGCAGCACCCAUGGCUGUGCUGGCUUCAAGAAGGCACUACUGCAUAAAUCCUCCACUGCUGAGAAGAAAGAGCAAUAUUGAUGAGGACUGCAAGGAAUUGCUGAAGGAUCCCCGUUCAAGCUGUCCUUAUUACAAAAAUGUGAAUAACCUGAAAACGCAUCCUGCGCUUUCCGGGAAUAUGCAGAUCCAUGAUGUUGAAGAUCUCGCUGGCAUGGGUCGUGAAGUGAGAGGGUGCCCGUACUUCGCUGCCCGUGGCAUAGCAGAAGAUGCGGACAUUGUGUUCUGCCCGUACAACUACAUUCUUGAGCCUGGUAUUCGGAAGGCAAUGGAGCUGGAUAUUAAGGAUGCUGUCAUCAUCUUGGAUGAGGCACACAACAUUGAAGAUGUCACAAGGGAAGCUGCAAGUACGGAGGUUACGGAGGAUCUCUUAGGUGGGCUGCUGUAUGAGCUGAACACGGUGCAUUAUGGGAAGAACAAAGAAGUUCAUGAACCACUUCGUGAGGUGAUUCAGGCUUUGCUUUCCUGGCUUCAUGAUCAAGCGCAAAACCUCAAGAAUAAGCAGUUUGAGCGUGGCCAUUCUUUGUGGUCCGGAGGGGAGGCAGUGUUUGAGCUGGGUAAAGUGGGGAUCGUGGCCCCUACAUUUCCAGUCUUGUUGAAAUGUGCCACAAAGGCAGUACAGCUGGCAACAGACUCAAAUAACAAGGAGCCAGUUCUCAGUGGAAUGGGAUGUUCCACCUUGGAGGGUUUGUUUAGGACAUUGAACUACAUGUUUAAGCAGAAUUUCAAGCAUUUGCAUGACUUCCGGAUGGUUGUUGAGCAGAACGUUCAGCAAGAUGAAGGAAAGUUGCUGUUCUGGGCAUCAAGAAGACAAGAAGUUUCGUUCAAGCUCUGGUGUUUGAAUCCUGCGGUUGCAUUUCUAGAAGUAGCAGCACUGGCCAGAACAAUUAUUCUUACCUCUGGGACCUUGGCUCCUAUGGAUUCAUUUGCAUCUGAACUGGGCACACUGUUCCCCAACCGGAUCGAGACCAUGCAUGUGGUGGACAUGAAGAAGCAGGUAUGGGCAGGUUGUCUCGGAGUUGGACCAGACAGUAAACCCUUAAAAGCUGAUUUCAAGAAUCUUCACACGUUAGAAUUUCAGGACUCUGUCGGGGCCGCAUUGGAGAGGUUCUUCCAGGUUGUUCCAGGUGGGAUUCUAGUGUUUUUCUCCAGCUAUCAUGCACUUGAGACAUUCGCCAUCCGAUGGAAAGCUACGAAGCUCUGGGAGAGGCUGGAGUCACUUAAACAGAUGUUUACAGAGCCGAAGGGUCGCCAGCUUGAUGAACAAUUUGAUACUUUGUUGAAGAGGUACUCUAAUGCUGUAAUGGGGGAAAAUAACACUGGCAUUGGAGCUCGCAAUGCAAAAGGUGGAAAGGGGAGGUCGCGUACUACCGGACGGUACAGAGCUGGACCCCGGUCAUCCAAAGAAGCGACAGGGAGUGAAACCGUAACAGGAUCUAAACCUCGUGGUGCAGCACUGUUGGCUGUCUGCAGAGGGAAGGUUUCCGAAGGCAUGGAUUUCGCAGAUGAGUAUGCAAGGGCAGUUGUAUCCACAUCUUCCAAUCGAGCUGUGAUAUUGAUGCAUGAACUCUAUUACUUGCCUUCUAGCAUAAGAGCUGUUGUUUAGAUGCCUCAACUCAUAGGUGUCAUUUGGAAUAUGGUAUGGACUCUGGAUGUUAAUGUAUUUCAUGAUUUCACAGUGGUCUGUUCAGUAAACACAGUGCCCCAAAGCUUGCUCCAGGUUCCGGGAGCUACGUACAUCAAUCAUAUGUGUGACGGGUUUCUGCAAAGUGUCCACGGAGUCUUAUUUGGGAUGUACUCACUCAUGUUUCAUUGUUUGUCCUCUGCUGCUGUGCAGCCUCUUCCAACUACUCCGACCCCAUCCACCUCUCUGUUCCGCUUUUCCGGUUUGUAGAAAGCAAACAAAAGAAACACGAGUCU
Messenger RNA from Chara braunii, 3859 nucleotides. NCBI's taxonomy places the organism in Eukaryota, Viridiplantae, Streptophyta, Charophyceae, Charales, Characeae. The record is from the annotation of a GenBank genome assembly.